AUGGAGCGCGAUGAGGAAGCACCCGUUGAAGGAGCUCCGGCUGAGGGGGCUCUCACUGAGGUGAAACCCCCCGAUAUUCCUGAAGCUCCCUCAACAGAUGUUUCAACUUCAGAAGAAACGGGCUCCAAAGAGCCCCAAGUUCCUGUCAGCCUUGGUGCUGAAAGUGCCUGGGACAAGCCUGACACCGGAGGGGCUCAAGGCCUCGUGAUUCCUGGUCCCAGUAGGCCCGAGCCCCAGGGGCCCCGCCAGGGCUCUGCUCGCGGCCGAGGUCUUGUGAAGGCAAUGAGAACCAUGAAUGUAAGACAUGAUGAAUCUCAUGAAAUGGAGGAACAGUUUAUAUUGCGUCUGCCUCCGGAACAAGCUUAUGCUGUCAGGAAAAUUAUACAUUCUAGAAAUGCUGCCUCGAAGGAUAAACUAAAAAUUGGCUUUUCUUCUGAUGGACACCAUGCAGUUGUUCAAGUAGAAGAUGUUUCACUGUCUGCUAAACUGGUUAAUUUGCCUUGUGUUAUCGGAAGCCUGAAAACUGUUGAUAGAAAAACAUUUUAUAAGACUGCGGAUAUUUCUCAGAUGCUUGUAUGCAGUCCUGAAGGUGAGCCUCAUUCUUCUCCUGAAGAACCAGUUAUCUCUACUGGUCCUACUGUAACUGGACAUAUUGAAGGGAAGGCUGAGAAAAAAAAAUAUAACUGGAAGCACGGCAUUACUCCGCCACUUAAGAAUGUCAGAAAGAAAAGGUUCCGGAAAACCACAAAAAAGCUCCCAGAUGUCAAACAAAUGGAGGAAAUCAACUUUAGUGAGUACACUCAAUCUCCAAGUGUGGAAAAAGAAGUGAAGAGACUGCUCUGCUCCGAUGCUGAAGCCGUCAGUGUCCGCUGGGAAGUCGUUGCUGAUGAUGAUACUAAGGAAAUAGAAAGUCAAGGGAGCAUCCCAACCACUUCAGGAGAACCACAUAUGGGUGGUGCUAGUUCAUCAGACUAUGAUGUGCUUCGGGAGAUGAUGGGUGAUUCUGGCAGCAACAGUAAUGAUAUGGAAGAGAAGAGUAAUAAAGAUGAUGAUGAUGAUGAUGACGACGACGACGAUGAUGAUGAUGAUGAUGACGACGACGAUCAAGAGGAUGAUGAUGAAGAUGAUGGAAAUGAAGAAAAAGAGGAGGAGACAGACAAUUCGGAAGAGGAAUUAGAGAAGGAGCUGCAAGCCAAAUUUAUUCAAUCUAGCUUCCAUGAAUCAGACCAAGAUUACACUUCAAUAAUCAUGGCAAUUCAGAAACUGAUUUAUAUCAAGGAAAAAAGGCUCCAGCAGAUUUAUAAAAAAGCCCAGCGACAGAAGGAUCUCCUUAGGAAUGUGGAAAACAUGACCCUCAAGAGACAUUUCCAGAAUGUUUUGGGGAAGCUUAACAUAAUGGAAAAAGAGAAGUGUGAGCAGAUUUAUCACCUUCAGGAACAACUGAAAUGUUUCCUGAAGGAAUAA
Molecule: messenger RNA, 1464 nt
Organism: Apodemus sylvaticus (European woodmouse)
Lineage: Eukaryota; Metazoa; Chordata; Mammalia; Rodentia; Muridae
Gene: Taf7l
Product: TATA-box binding protein associated factor 7 like
Exons: 13
Coding region: 1-1464 (487 amino acids)
Biological process (GO): transcription initiation at RNA polymerase II promoter; RNA polymerase II preinitiation complex assembly
Cellular component (GO): transcription factor TFIID complex
Molecular function (GO): RNA polymerase II general transcription initiation factor activity
Source: RefSeq, a predicted model, not a curated record